AUGGUAUCAAGAAGGUCAAGACUUCAAGAUUGUUCUACACAUCAAACAAAAUCAGUUCAGAGCUGUGAUGGAGUAUCAGACAUAGACAGCUACAAAUCAAGCAGUACAGACAAUUUCUGUCUUAUAUCACCAUCCAAGAGAAACAGAGCUGAAAGUGUUCCCACAGGUCAACUAAGGUAAUCAAAACUCUUCUCCGUUGCUUUUAACCAUGACUGCUGCAGUUCAGUCACCAGGGCAUUUGAAGUAUCCAAAGUUAUUAAACAGCAGCCAAGUGUAAUCAAAGUCAUAGCUUACAAAAAUGGCACAAGAAAGAUUUUUGCUAAAGUUUCUGUGUCCUUAAUUAAGCCACUGCUGGAGGAGUGCUCUGAAAAGCUGAAUCUGAACAUGGCUGCACGAUGAGUGUUCUUGGCAGACAGCACUGAAGCACUAGAACCUAAAGACAUACCCCAUGAUGCCGACGUUUAUAUUUCAACUGGAGAGAUCUUUUUAUAUCCAUUAAAAAAAAUUUCGGACCAUCUGUCAUUAAUGAAGAAAGUAUCUUGAACAGUGAAUGGCCUGGUUCUGCAUAAUGGUGUCAAGCAAAAGAAAACCAAGCCUGUCAUUUCCAACUGCAUGUAGAAAAUUAUUGAGGACACCUCUGACAGAAUUUUAGUGUUUAAGAACUGCACAGGGCAGGAUAAAUAUGAGAUUAUUGCAUCACAAAAUCAAAUUGAAAAGGUGACCUUUGUUUAUGAGCAUGUUUGA
Messenger RNA from Nipponia nippon (crested ibis), 744 nucleotides. The record is from RefSeq and is a predicted model, not a curated record. Lineage: Eukaryota; Metazoa; Chordata; Aves; Pelecaniformes; Threskiornithidae.